Cladocopium goreaui is the source of this 1497-nucleotide messenger RNA. The record is from the annotation of a GenBank genome assembly. Lineage: Eukaryota; Dinophyceae; Suessiales; Symbiodiniaceae.
AUGCAGGAAUUGGAAGCACGUGCAGCUGCCCAAGCCCGUGAUGACGAGAUUGCAAACAGUGAAACACAGCCGGGGAUCUUGGAGACUGACAAUGUUGCAGAAGCACCUCAGAAGCCUGCCCCUGAACCAGUUCUUCCUGGCAAAGCUGAAACUGAAGCUGGCACUUGCCCGGAAAAGGAGGUGGAACCCGGUACCGACAUGGAUACUCGCAGUGCUGGUUUGAACCAGAAGAAGAAGAAAGCCCGGCGACCCCUGAGCAGAAGGGAACUGUUGCAGAACGCAGCCAAGAUGCGCAUCAGGCGCAUGAUAGCCCCGAAGAAAAAAAGGUCAGACCUUCAGGUACCGGCCAUGGUGAAAGAGCAGUGGGACAAGGGAAGAGAGGAGAAGAACGAAAUGGCACAGCUUUUGAUGGACACCAAUUGGUGCAAGGACCUUUUCUUGACACAGUUGGAGCUAGUGAUCAAGAAAAAGCUGAAGGUGAAGAUCACUCGCAACGAAGGCUGGUUCUCAGAGAGCGAGCUUCGAAUGGAGCUGAAAUGGACACCGGGACGAAUUGCUGGUGUCAAGAAGGUGUGCGAGCAGUCACCUGAUACACAUAUCAGGAGCAACCGCUAUGAUGGGGUGCUGGAGUACUGGGUCAUUGUCAAAGAGGCUGCAGAACACACUGAGAGCCUGACGCAGGAAGAAAUCCAUCGCCAGAAGAAGAAGGUGGAUGAUUCUGCCAUGCCGAAGAUGGACCAGGCAGGCUUCCAGAAGUUGGAGGAUCAGAAGCGUCGAGACGAUGCUUCAGCUGAAGCAAAAGGUCCCGACAGGGUUGCAGCUGAAGUGGAGCAACGAGCUGUCUUGAAGCGCUUCAUUGACAGCCUUCUGAGUAAGAUGAACAAACUCAGAACCCUCAUUCGGGAUUUGAAGACCAACUAUUCUGAUGAUCCAACAGUGCCCAUCAAGAGCUUGGAGGACAACCUGGGAAACAUGGAUGCCCAGUAUGAGAUGCUCAACGAGCAUUGGGCAGUCGGUGAACAUCUUGAUGAAAAGGCAUCGAAAACGUGGUGGGCCCAAGCUGAGAAGAAGAUGAAGGAAACAAGCGUGGUGUCUUCGCGUGCAUUGGCUGCUGAGCUCAAAGCUCGGAGCGGCAAGAAGUUCUUCCAGAAGACCAAGCCUGAAACUAACCUAGAGACUGGGGAGCCGCAUCCUGAGCCUAAGCGUAAGGCAGCUGAUGUGCCAAAGGGCUCUAAGCCUGCUAAGAAGGCUAAGAAGUCUAAGAAAUGAAAUGCACUGGUCAUUUUGACUUGCAAAGUACCGUGUCAUGAUGACAGGUUCAAAACCUGUUGUUUUCGGAUGUGGGCGGAGGACGUGUCGUCACCGCAAUCAGCUUUUGACAUGUUUGCCAUAGGUCAUGGGGAUGCUAUCAAUUUUGGGAUGUAGCUUUCCCAUUCUUGACCGUGAUGGGUUCAUGAUCUGUGAACGCUAGACUAGAUGCAACUGACAUCAUGUGAG